GCUUAGGACCGUUUACUUUUAAUACAACCUAAUCCUGGCCAUUCUUGCAACGCUCUGGCAUGACACCGACAAUUCUAUAACAUUCAACGCGCCCGUCCGGGAUGAUAUUCGAGAGCCCUACUGAUCAGUAGCUCGAUUGCUCAGACCUUCAUAAGCCUCCGUUGGUUCGUAGGUUCGUAUCAGGAGAGCAAUCCUCAGGAUGAGUAGAUCGAGCAAGGUAGCGCAAUACUUGGCAAGAUUGGAAGACGCAAGAUGUGAUGGGAAAUGGGAUGAUGUGCCAGAAUUGGUACGAAAGGUCCGAAAACAUGCCACCGAUAGGUUAUGCCUAACGACGACUGCCGAGACCGAAUAUGCUAUCAUCAAAGCUUCUCAGAAGCAGCGCCCCGGCUCAAGGCCUGCUACCGCCGUCUCCCCAACAGACCUGGACGUCGCGCAAUUCGUGCCUAAGUUACUCGGUGCGAUUGAGGCCGGAUCAUCAGUAACCGAAGACAAAUAUCAAGCUCAAGUCUGUCUUGGAUGGAUUCAUUGGACUGUCGGCGAUUAUGCUGAGGCCUCUGUUCGCUUACCACAGAAUCUGGAGAACGAACUAGGCCAAGAUCAACCGACUGGCAUUUCAGAGUGGACAAGAGUGUGUUCUAUCAAGGCUGCAUAUCUGAAGGCAAAUUGCCUUGCACGGAAUAAUGAGAGGGUUGCUGCACUUGCUGUCUUCGAAUCUGCACUGGCUUCGUUGUCGUAUGUAUGGUCAGGCGAGAAGGGUCGCAAGCAGUUGCGUUUUUGGGCUGAGCUGUUUUUGACCGAAUUCUGCAUGUUGCAAUCUCAGGCCCUAGAAAAAGGCGAAAAAACUCUCGAGGACCCUAAUUCACUGGCACCAUUUCGAUCAUGGGCAAAAUACUGGGAAGUUUCUAAGGCCCAAGGCUCCGCUCUUGUCGGUGGUUAUGGUUUUCGUGGGGCCGUACCGAGAAGGAGAGUGUGGAACGAAUAUUACGCUGCCAUCUCGGGCAUCCUACAGCAAGACUUGCCGUUUCCAACGGGCUUCGUGGAUGUCACCAAUGAAGCAUCAGCUUAUAAUCAGCUUCGGGCCGAGUUAAAGAAGGUCGAAAUAGCCUACGAAGGAUUGCUUCUCCACGAAACGUCUUUCCCACGAGCCGAAGAACAAAGGCAGGAAGUGGAAGACUUCGUUGCGGCGGUAAUGAAAAACUGGAGCGUCCUAAAUGGACGCGACUGGCAUGAACAAGACCUUGGGCCUGGUGGUAAAGAAGGUCUCAGUCGUGGGAUUUUGGAUAUCCUUUACCGAGCGGCUACGAAAACAUAUCAUUCUACGGCAAUAUUACGAUACCUAUUUACGGUUCAUCUUUCAGUUGCUGAGUUUGAUCUAGCUUUCCAUGCUUUCGAUUCCUACCUGGAGAUAGUCAAGAAGGGAAAGGCUCGAGUUGAUAAGACCGGUCAUCCGGAGCCCAGUCUUGAUGACGAUGCGACAGUCUUGGAAAUUAUUUCUCAAGCGAUCACUGCUCUCUGCAAAUAUGGCUUCAAAGAUGCUGCCGAAAAGGCGCAUAGUCUCGGGGUUGAAUUAGAAGGAAUGUUGCAAAAGUUACCGGCGCCACUCCCUAAUUCCCAGGAUAAUAUCACUACACUAGAUGAAGAAGACGGAGAUGGUGUUAUCCUACAUCCAAGAAUAUCGUCCCGGGUCUAUGCCUUAUCAUGGCAGGCAAUCGGUGUCUCACAAGCACAGUGGUCUCGAGCAACUUUUGAUGCAUCUGUACGAACAGAAUAUCAGGCAAAGGCCAUUCGAAGCUUUCAAAAGUCGCUAUCGCCUGAGAACGGGAACCCCACGGAUGUUAGAACUCUAUUCACUCUCGGUCUGUUAUUGGCCGAGCAAAGAGAGCUGGCCGCAGCCAUCGAUAUUGUUAAAGCGGCACUUAUGUCUAAUAAGAAAACCGUGGAACAAGCUGAGCAUGGUUCAUACUGGCGAGAGCGCUCGUUAAUACCAUUGUGGCACCUCCUUGCUCUCCUCCUUAGCGCUAGACAGGAUUUUAUAAUGGCUGCUAGGGCCUGCGAGGGAGCAUUUGAGCAGUUCGAUGACCCAACCGUUCUGUUCGGUUCACAAAAUCUACAAGGCACAUUCCGCAGCGAACACCUCAACGAGGCGGAAGCUAGGGAUGAAAAGACCCAAUCAAGGGGACUCGUCGACGAAAUGGACGAUCUUGAAAAAGAAGGGAUGAUUGAAGUGAAAAUGACCCAACUUGCUCUUCUAGAACUAUUAGAAGGACCGGAGGUUGCAGUAAAUGCAAGCCACGAGUUAUUAGUGCUAUACGCGAGGCUAUUCAGCGACUCCCAACCGAGAGCACCAGCUACGACUCAAAAGGCCCCGGUGGAGGUCCCCAAAAGCUCAGCUGGUACAAUCAGAACUAUGCGUACUGGUAUCUUCGGUAGCAGGUCAGAGAAGACCCCUCCUCGCGGCCUCGCUCGGGUGGGCACGGGAGAAAGCGGCAAAGCCACUAUCGUGCCUGAGAGGCCUCAAACUACGCAGACGGCUGUCAGCGUUUCUACCACCGCUACAACAGCCCCAACCAUACAGGUUAAUGGCGAGACUGGUGAUUCGCGACGGUCUAGGAGGUCGUCGAGUGUUCGCUCACGACGUAGUGACUCGGGGAGACGGAACAGCUUAAGAAAGCGAGAGCCAAGCGCUCAGCCGAAGCGAACCACCAGCAAUGCAAGUGCAUCCCAUGCCCCAACAAAUGUGGAUGGUGAAGACUUCUACACCCCUGCGGCAGAUGGAAUAGCACAGGAACGAGCAGACUUUUUCACAUGGAGUAGCAAAGGUGACGUAGCUAGGCAGCAAUCUUUUUCGAAGGGCCGUGGACUACUUCGAUUUGAUUCUUCCGCUUCUUCGACCAGAGGGUCUGCUUCCGAUAGCCUAGGUCUCAGUCCGCUCUCGUCGCCUAGCUCGCUACCCGUAGUGCAAUUUGCGAAAGACCAAAUCAAACGUCAGAGGCAAACUGUGCUCGUUAAAGUGUGGUUAAUGAUUGCUACAUUCUACCGCCGUGCCAAGAUGUUUGGCGAUGCAAAGGGAGCAAUCGACGAGGCGGUAAACUUGGUAGACAACCUAGAAAGCGAGGUGGCCAAAGACACCAGCGGCUCUGUUACCCUGCGGGAUCCUGGUUGGGGCGGAAAGAAAGCCGUCGAGGAACUUUGGGGUGAUGUGCAGAGUGAGUUGGGCUAUCUUGCCCUUGACGAAAACGCACAUGACGUAGCAAGGGAUCACUUUGAGGAAGCUUUAAUGCACUACCCAGAUCAUCCGUCGGCUACGGUUGGGUUGUCCAACAUUCUUCUUGACAUCUAUAACGAAACGCUUUUGCCACCUGCUGCAAUUCCCAGCAUCACUCUACCUGAUGGGCAAUCAACGAAUCUAAUGCCACCAAGUUCUAGCCCUCAGGAGUCCCAGGCCAACCCUAACAAAACAGAAGACAUCCUAGCACUGCCAUCCACACCUUUGGGUCUAGGAAGUAACUUACUAGAGUCCAACACACCUAGUCCUCUUCAUAAAACCAACGGCCUUGCAGCGGAUGAGCUUCCUCCUCCUUACAAAGCCGUUUCUUUGCCUCUCGUUGACCGGCUCGCUGCUAGAGAUAGAGCUUAUGGAUUAUUGUCCGGUCUUACCAAAUUGGGCACAGGGUGGAAUUACUCAGACGCAUGGUUCGCCUUAGCUAGGGCGCAUGAAGACAGUGGACAGCCAGACAAAGCUAAAGAAGUGCUUUGGUGGUGUGUGGAGCUCGAAGAGGGAAUGGGUGUCCGCGAAUGGAAUUGUGUCAGCGCCAACGGCUACGUGCUAUAGGCUAAUCAACGUCUCAAGCAUUCAAAGACCGACACCACGGUUCCUCGUCCGAUGGACGGAGCGCCUGUAGAUAUGCAACUCGAAGACAAAAAAUUGGCGAUUUAAUGGGGGUUUGACGGAUAUAUUGGCACGCAAAAGACUUGCCUCUGGCGCAGACGUCAUUGUUGGCUCACGCCGUAUUUUUCAGCCGUGUUAGGACGAUGCCCUUGUCAGGUUUCUCGUUCUCGAGCCAGGAUUGAUACCCUUGUGGCGUAUUUUGUUCUCAGAAAGAUAUAUUAAUGAUUUAUAGACUCAAUUCGAAAGGUGAUCCCUGGCUAGGUUACAAUUAGUCAUUGCUUGUUAACGGGAGCUCACUGCAUUAAGCCUCUUCUUAUUCAUAAAAACACCGAUCUAAACUUCAACAUGAUUCGACUGCUUCGUGAUUGGCAUGAAGCGAGGCUGGAGAUCUCGGUGGACGGUAAAAAAUUAGGAAUCAACGGGCAAGCAAAGUUUCGAGCUAAGU
Messenger RNA from Annulohypoxylon truncatum, 4334 nucleotides. RefSeq names its product TPR-like protein. The transcript is spliced from 4 exons. Lineage: Eukaryota; Fungi; Ascomycota; Sordariomycetes; Xylariales; Hypoxylaceae. The record is from RefSeq and is a predicted model, not a curated record. The coding region runs from base 200 to 3832 and encodes 1210 amino acids. Gene Ontology annotation, molecular function: protein binding.